Molecule: messenger RNA, 222 nt
Organism: Pyricularia pennisetigena
Lineage: Eukaryota; Fungi; Ascomycota; Sordariomycetes; Magnaporthales; Pyriculariaceae
Exons: 3
Coding region: 1-222 (73 amino acids)
Source: RefSeq, a predicted model, not a curated record
AUGAUUACUCCUACCAUGAUUAUGCUGGCGGCAAUCUUCUACAUGCUCCGGGUGCUGCAUGCUCUUCGAGACGAUGAUCGCUUUCCUUUGUGGAACUCGGUUCCUGAGGUUUCCCUCUCGGUAUGGAAGGCCAUUGGCAACCUGAUCCGCUACGGCAGGAUCAAGAAAAAGGUCAGAUUCGACAUGUCGCACCUUGAGCAAUCAACAACGCAGGCAGACUAA